GCCAUCUACAAGAUGGUGUCCUCCCUGAUGAAGAUGCCCGAGGACGGGUCCAUGCCCGAGAAGCGAACAGACAAGAUCUUCAGGCAGAUGGACACAAACAAUGAAGGUUUAGUCUCCACUGCCAGCUGCCAUGGACAAGCAGAACAGCAAGCUGCGUCCUGAGGUGCUGCAGGACCUGCAGAAUCACAAGGAGUUCACCGACCAUGAGCUUCAGGAGUGGUACAUAGGCUUCCUCAAUGACUGUCCCACUGGCCACCUGACCGUGGACAAUUUCAAGAUCCAGCACAACUUCUUCCCCUACAGAGAUGCCUCCAAGCUCACUGAACAUGUCUUCCAUACCUUUUACACCAACAGUGACAGCACUAUCAACUCCCGAGUGUUCAUCAUUGCUGUGAGCAUGACCUCUUGGGGCAAGCUCGAGCAGAAGGUCAAGUGGGCCUUCAGCAUGUCUGACCUAGACAGCAAUGGCUACAUCAGCUGCAGUGAAAUGCUGGAGAUAGUGCAGGCAAAAUGUCCCUGGAAGAAUUCAACAAAGGUGCCAAGAGGAAUCCAUCCAUUGUCCGGUUGCUGCAGUGAGAUCCCAGCAGUGCUAGCCAGUUCUGAGUGGAAUGGGCUUUACACAGUUGUGUGAAACACAGGCUUGACCUGCCAUCUUCAGCUUUGCUUGCAAAAGUGGACUUCUCCGUGAUUUCUCCUGCUCUCUCAGGACCUGGGUCCAGGCAGCACAUCACACUCACCUGGUCUGGCUGGAUGCAGCUCCCUCCUCUAUUUGAUCCCAUAGAUGUCCCUCCUCCUUCAGUCCAGGCUGGCUCCUUCUAAUGGUUCAAGUGUUCUCAGCUGUAUGCCUCUUUCCCUGCCCACAGAGGGCCUGGAAGCCCUUAAGGACACCAGACAGGACUUUUCAGUAUCUUACCAAGACCAGCUGAUUUAUUCUAUGUUCCCAGGUGACUUUGUGAGGAUGAAGAAGAUAGACAG
Messenger RNA from Mus musculus (house mouse), 975 nucleotides. RefSeq names its product predicted gene, 21941. The coding region runs from base 131 to 631 and encodes 166 amino acids. The transcript is spliced from 3 exons. NCBI's taxonomy places the organism in Eukaryota, Metazoa, Chordata, Mammalia, Rodentia, Muridae. The record is from RefSeq and is marked validated.